CGAAGCGCGGGGAACAGUGGAGCACAGACUCUGCAAGUCUCUGUGAGUUUGUGAUCAGAUGAGCGACGGCAAGUUCGACUGGGAAACCAAUGGAUGAAAUCGCCAUCGAUUGACAGCAAAUGUUUGCGAUCUCACCACUAUUCGCUUCCGAUUUCACUAUCUCACUUUUUCGAGUCAGUCACGCCUUGUCGCAAAAUUUGCCACGGCAAACACGGCAAAGACGAACGGCUUACGCUCACUUUAGUAAUUGGACCAAUCGGGCAUCUUACAACUUCCAUAUCAGUACCUCUCCAAAAUUCUUUCCCUGCAUACCUCGCUGGCCGAUAGACUCCUGUCAUCGGUUCGAUAGCAUCAAUGGGCGGCAAGGACGAGGACACUGCUCAAAUUGACCCUCUGCACUCGACGCCGUUCGAUUCUCUUCCUAACAAGCGACAAGUCUGGGUUGGCGCUCCGGGGUCCCCAGAGGAAGGCCUUGGCCGCCUUGUACUUCUGACACCUGAAGUGGUAGCCGCCGCCGCAGCAUCAUGCAUACGCACAGGUCGUCGCGUGACGGUCGGCUGGGAAUUGACAAAGCUGGAGAUCGCCAACUUCAACCGCCUACCAUGCGAGCACAAAAUCGUGGACCUGCUCGACGGCGUAGCGUUUGACGAUAUUUUCACAUUCAACCCACAACAGAGCAGUCAAUGGGACGGCUUGCGACAUUUUUCCCAGCCUUGUCCCACCGACACGGAGCCCCAGAAAAGGGUCUUUUACGGUGGAGUGACGAGGGAAGAGAUCCGAGAUCCGGCGAACCACCGGAUCGGACUGCAAUUCUGGGCCAAGGAAGGCAUAUGCGGCCGGGGCGUGCUGCUGGACUACGCCGCGUACGCGGAGCGAAAGGGUAUCUCGUACACGACGUUCAGCGACCAUACCAUUCCAUUGUCUACUCUGUUGGAGAUUGCGGAGGAGGAAAACGUCAGUUUCCAGCGUGGGGAUAUCCUGUUUGUGAGGAUUGGCGUCACGCAGGAAUGGGACACCAAGAUGACGGUCGCCGAUAAGACGGCUUAUGCUGAAUCAUCAAACCCUCAACACGCCGGCGUCGAAGGAACAGAAGAUAUGAUCCGCUGGAUCUGGGAUACUGGCUUCGCGGCCGUUGCUGGCGACGCGAUAUCGUUCGAGGUGUAUCCGCCGAAGAAAUCGUAUGCGCGACCCGAUGGACAGGAUGUGCCGGGGUUGUUCAUGCACGAAUACUUGCUGGCUGGUUGGGGCAUGCCGAUCGGCGAGCUUUUCGAUCUCGAAGGCCUCAGUCAGCUAUGCAAACAGCAUAAUCGGUGGGAGUUCUUUGUUGCGAGCGCUCCGUUCAAUAUGCCUGGCGGAGUGUCGAGUCCGCCAAACUGCAUUGCCAUCUUUUAAUGUCACAGUUUUUACUUCUCAUACAAUCAUGACACAAAGUGGUGCUAUAGGAGAUGCCUUCUUCCCAUGAACUCUUUCAUAAACAUGACAUACAGUUUGAUGCUGCGCAUACUAGCUAUCUUGUGGGAAGAACAAGGAUUAUAGUCAUAGACUCAGGAUGAAGGUCAUUCAAAGAAACAUUUGAAGAUGCCGUUGACAAUCU
Exophiala viscosa is the source of this 1594-nucleotide messenger RNA. RefSeq lists its product as uncharacterized. Gene Ontology annotation, molecular function: arylformamidase activity. The transcript has a single exon. The record is from RefSeq and is a predicted model, not a curated record. Lineage: Eukaryota; Fungi; Ascomycota; Eurotiomycetes; Chaetothyriales; Herpotrichiellaceae. Bases 355 to 1392 code for a protein of 345 amino acids.